Molecule: messenger RNA, 1512 nt
Organism: Oncorhynchus gorbuscha (pink salmon)
Lineage: Eukaryota; Metazoa; Chordata; Actinopteri; Salmoniformes; Salmonidae
Product: calcium/calmodulin-dependent protein kinase type IV-like
Exons: 11
Coding region: 268-1380 (370 amino acids)
Biological process (GO): protein phosphorylation
Molecular function (GO): calcium/calmodulin-dependent protein kinase activity; ATP binding; calmodulin binding
Source: RefSeq, a predicted model, not a curated record
UGUAUACUUGCCUUUCCAGUACACUUGCAUUACGGUAGCGAAGCGGGCUGGUGGCUGUGAAUAAUAUGCAUUUAGGACCAAUUUCAUUCACUACGUUACCCAGUCCUUCAAAUAGUAUUGUAACUGAUGUUUAUAUUCUUCCAUACGGAUUCGUUUUGGAAGGUUUCAAACUCGCUUUUCUUCAAGCCACUGUAACUGAGUCAAGCAUUGAAUCGCAGCAGGGGAGAAGAGCUGUCAAUAUAUUUUAAUCCGUCUGGCUAGCUGGUGAUGCGUAAAGUCACUAUACCCUCGUCCAGAGCAGGGGCAUCCCCAGCUCCAGACUACUGGAUAGAUGGAUCGAAGAAGGAGACCCUGGCUGACUACUAUGAGUUGGAGUCCGAAUUGGGACGGGGAGCGACGUCGGUGGUGUGCAGAUGUCGACAGAAGGGAACACUGAAGCCGUACGCAGUGAAAACACUGAAGAAAACAGUGGAUAAGAAGAUAGUUAGGACAGAGAUAGGUGUUCUACUUCGACUCUCUCACCCAAACAUUAUCAAACUAAAAGAGAUCUUUGAGACCCCUUCAGAGAUCAGUCUGGUCUUGGAGCUUGUGACUGGAGGAGAGCUAUUUGAAAGGGUUGUGGAGAAGGGCUUUUACACUGAGCGGGAUGCUGCUGAUGCUGUCAUUCAAGUAUUAGAAGCUGUUGCAUACCUGCAUGAGAACGGCGUGGUGCACCGAGACCUGAAACCUGAGAACCUCCUAUACGCUACCGCAGCACCAGAUGCUCCCCUCAAAAUAGCUGAUUUUGGUCUGUCGAAGGUCAUUGAUGAUCAGGUCACAAUGAAGACUGUUUGUGGUACACCAGGAUACUGUGCCCCAGAGAUUCUGCGAGGAAGUGCUUAUGGACCUGAGGUUGACGUGUGGUCGGUGGGAGUUAUCACAUAUAUCUUGCUAUGUGGCUUUGAACCGUUCUUCGAUGAAAGAGGGGACCAGUACAUGUUCAAGAGGAUCCUCAACUGUGAAUAUGAGUUUGUCUCCCCCUGGUGGGACAAUGUGUCCUUCAACGCCAAAGACCUGGUGAGAAAGCUAAUUGUCCAGGAUCCAAAUAAACGGCUGACGACCUUGCAAGCGCUGGAGCACCCCUGGGUGACUGGGAAGGCAGUUAACUCAGCCCAUAUGGACACCGCUCAGAAGAAACUGCAGGAGUUCAAUGCACGCCGAAAACUCAAGGCUGCAGUAAAGGCCGUGGUGGCUUCGUCACGAUUGGGCAGCGCUGGCAGUCACGGCAAUGCUGACAACAGCAAGAACAGCAACUGCAACAACCCCGCCAAUCAGAAAGAGGCACAAGAGGAGCAGCCACGGAACGACCAAUCACAGUCAAAGAUCCAGGAAGGAUCCUAACUGUGGAGCUCCUCUGUCGUUGUGACCCUGUUGGACUGUGAAAUUGCUGAGAGGAGCUAUGUGGUUUCACCUUCUGUACUGGAGAUACUCUGCCUGGCUUUAUUGCAUGUGACUGAUUUAUUAAACGAUGUA